This is a messenger RNA of Biomphalaria glabrata, 5386 nucleotides long. Its product is annotated as sodium- and chloride-dependent glycine transporter 1-like. Lineage: Eukaryota; Metazoa; Mollusca; Gastropoda; Planorbidae. Gene Ontology annotation, cellular component: membrane. The transcript has 16 exons. Gene Ontology annotation, biological process: sodium ion transmembrane transport. The record is from RefSeq and is a predicted model, not a curated record. Bases 978 to 3269 code for a protein of 763 amino acids.
AUUACGGUGGUAACAUGUUUUUGAACUUGGUCAAUGUUUGUUGUGUUUACAUGAGAUAAUUCUGCUAAAGGGCUUUGUGAUCUAAAGUGUAGACUGAACGUAUCCAGUUUCAUGACGUUUUGACUGUACGUUUCAGCGAUUUCUUUGUGUCGGGGAUCACCAAGGAAUACUGUAGACUGGGGGUGUGUGCGUUCUUGAGAAGAAACUGGAACUCUUGUAUAGCCUGAACUCGUUACAUUCCACUGCAUUCUUUAGUUUACACCUCCAUUGGCCUUAGUCUAUCCAGCCAUUUAGAGUUUCUUUUGUUUUGUUGGGUGUCAUGAGAUUCAGGGCUAGGCCUAGUAGCUAACAAGAUUCAGAAUAAUUGAUUGGAUUAACGAUUAUUAUACGGAUCAUUUGUGCUUGCUCUAUUUCUUUUUAUUAUGUGUUCAUGAUCUGUACUACGUUUUCUGAAAGUUCCAAGUUGGUCCACACAUAUAUAUAUAUAUACUAUGUCUUGUUUUAUCCGUUCACUUUGGACUCCUGGAUGUAUUCAGCAACUACUUGAAGUAUUCUUAUGAGGCUAAUGUUGUACAUAUGACUGGGGCAAGUUCAUUUUGAAGCCAUUGGAUUCCCUUCUCUAAGACAACAUUUCAAGAGCGUUCAUUGCUCGCAGUUCUAUUUCUUCACUUUGGUUGAUGACGUAGUGUGGAAGAAUUCUGUUUCUUAAGUACCGUUUAAUCUUAAUUUGUCGAGUCUGUGUGCUAAUUGUUAACACUUGCUGAUUAGAUGUCGUUGAGCCACACAGUUGAUUCGUGCCUGGCACAUGCUCUUGACCAGUUUUCCAACCAACACUGACUUUGUUUUUUUCGACAUUGCAUUCAACGUUUCGAUUAGAUUUAGAAACAGCGGUGGAUAACAGUUUAUAAUUGAAAUAGUUGUGGCUUUCUUGGAGCCGUGUAUCAACCACUGUGCUUAGUCCGUGACUACUCUCCGGUAUGGAUAUCAAAGGAUUUCUUUCGUCGGAAGGUCGCAGAAAGUCUUUUGGAGAUGAGUACAAGUCUUUCAAGUUGCUGGGUGGGGAAAGGAGACGCCAGUCCGUGGCAACGUGGACCACGCUUCGGCCAUUUCUUCCUGCAGCCGUCCCUUUGUUGGAGGAACUGAAUGACCUUCACGAGGAGAAGAGAAAUGUGGUGAUUGAUCAUCAUCGCAAUAAUGUCAAGCAGCGCCAUAAGUCUGGUGACUUGACCCCCAAUGAUGCUGGUCCCAUUGAUGGCAGUGUCAACAAAUCUGCGGUUCCUUGGUACAAGAAGGACUUUACUGAGAAUUCUCUUGAGGAUGAUGUAAAUAAAUCACAAAAUUCUUGGAGUGCCGCUGACCAGCAGUUAGCUCAAGAUGUAUCAAGUACUGCAGUGCUCACCUCCAGGGUGGGAGAGGAGAUUGAAGACUUGGAGAUCACAGAGAUUGACCGCGGCAACUGGUCAGGACGUUUUGAUUUCCUCAUGUCCUUGUUGGGCUACUCUGUUGGCCUGGGCAACGUUUGGAGAUUUCCUUACUUAGCCUACAGCAAUGGUGGUGGGGCUUUUCUAUUUCCUUUUAUCAUCAUGUUUAUACUCCUGGGUUUUCCCCUGAUGUUUCUGGAACUCAGCUUUGGUCAGUUUGCUGCUUUGGGCCCAGCAGCAAUCUUCGAUAGAAUCUGUCCACUUUUGAAUGGUAUUGGCCAUGCCAUGGUGUGUGUAUCUUGUAUGGUUGCCUUCUAUUACACUGUAAUCAUUGGAUGGGCUUUCCUUUACAUGUUCAAGUCCUUCGCCUCUGAACUACCAUGGGAGAGAUGUCAUAAGGACUGGGCCAGUGAGCGGUGUUACUCUCACAAGGAUGCCGCUGACUGUACUGCCACCAAUGGUUCUGUGUACUACUUACAGAACUGUUUUAACAAGACAGAAGUGGAGAGGCUGAACAUAAGCUCUUUGGCCCACAACAAAUCUGACAGGGCACCGCCUGCUCAAGACUACUUUGAGCGUGAUAUACUUGGAGUGACUGAGAGUAUAGAAGAUAUUGGAGGAUUACAGUGGCAGAUAGUCUUGUGUCUGCUGCUGACUUGGACCUUGACAUUCCUUUCUCUCAGCAAGGGUGUUAAAAGUGUUGGAAAGGUUGUUUACUUCACUGCUUUGUUCCCCUAUGUCGUCCUGACUAUUUUAUUUUUCCGUGGUGUGACCUUGGAUGGAGCAAAAGAUGGCAUAAUCUACUACCUCACUCCAAAGUUUGACAAGUUGAUAGUUGCAGAAACCUGGGUAAAGGCAGCCGUGCAGAUCUUCUUUGCUCUAAGUCCAGCUUGGGGCGGUCUCAUUACUUUAUCAAGUUACAAUAAAUUUCACAAUAACUGUUUCAAGGAUUCCCUGAUUGUUGGUGUGGGCAAUGUCUGCACCAGCAUUUAUGCUGGAUUUGUUAUCUUCAGUAUUGUGGGCUAUUUGGCUAAAGAGCUUGAAACACCUAUUGAUACAGUCGUGGAUGAAGGUCCAGGGCUUGCCUUUAUUGUGUUUCCUGAUGUGGUCACUCGACUGCCCAUCCCUCCACUCUGGUCCUUCCUCUUCUUUUUCAUGUUAAUUACGCUCGGCAUGGGCAGUGAGUUUGCCUUACUUGAGACAGUUAUGACUGCUGUACAAGACACGUAUCCUCCACUAAGACAGAAGAAAGUGUUUGUGGUGCUGGGGGUUUGUGUUUUUGGUUUCCUUGGAGGUCUGGUUGUUUGCACAGAGGGUGGCAUGUAUGUUCUACAACUGAUGGACACAUACUCUGCCAGUUUUGCUGUCUUUAUAAUGGCCAUUUUGGAGUGCCUGAUUAUCGGAUGGAUUUAUGGUGCUGACCGCUUCCUGAGAGACAUAGAGACAAUGAUUGGUCAGAGGAGUAAAUUCUGGCACUAUUUCUUCAUCUUCUUCUGGAAGUUUCUGACACCAGCCACUCUUAUUUUCUUGUUGCUGUUCAAUCUGGUGGACUACAAACGUAUGUCCUACAAGAAGAAGCCGUACCCAGUCUGGGCUGAAUUGCUAGGUUGGUUCAUGACCUUCAUCCCUGUAUUGGUGAUCAUCUGUAUGGGAAUAUGGAGGUUCUACCGCUCACCUAAGGAAAAGACAUUUGUUAUGAAAUUGAAAAAGAUGCUCCAUGAUACACCCAAGUGGGGUCCAGCUUCUAAGAUCCCACGAUCAGAUUCUAGCCUGGACAUUGAGGGAGGCAAGUCACGGAUUGUUACAAACCCAGGUUUUACAACAACAGGCAAUGAAACCAGGAUAUAACUUCAUCUGCAUCUCUACAUCUUCCUGUUGUUUGACAGUCUGCUAGACACUCAUGUGCUUGGUUCAAAGAUAGUUCUUAAACAUGUAUGGACAAAAGGUUUAGGCUAAUAGUGAUAUUUCCGAGUGGAUUAUUAGAGUUUUAGCUGGAUAUUUCAAUGAUUGUAAUUAGAAGACCUGUCUGUCAUUCCAACGUAACAUCACUCGAUUGACACCAGAGAAUCUCAAAGGAUGGAGUCAUCUGCUGAAAAAAAUUUACUUUUUUUUUUUUUUAAUUGUGAUAUUGACUAUUUAUUAAAUAAUAGAAGAAAUCUUUGAUCUGCUGCUAUUUAAAAAAAAAAAUCAUCAACACAAUAUUGAUAUCUUUGGACUAGAGAUGAAUAUUUGUAGAGUACUAGAGACAGCACACCCUGGAGAAGCAGUGCAGGGUUCUGAGCUUAAACUGCACUACACCAUUAAUUAGGAUGAAUUGGCUUCUGUGUCUGUGCACUUGAAGUUUCUUGGGUGGCAAUGGAGAAGAUAUGAAUUUUGACACCUUCUGUCGACUUAGCUUUCAUUACCAACAUUUCAUUGACACAUCUUGUGGCUACACACUGCCAUGGGUUACUGUGUAAUUCUUCUUAUAAUAUGGAACAUUGUUUUGGAAAGAGAAGCUUAUUGUUAACAUGACCCUCAUAAGGAUGGCUACUCAAGAGUUACUCCUGACAAGAAACAAACACGAUUGUAGAUUUGUCUCUUGGGGAGAUGUUAGCUUUUUAAAAUACCAUUGUUGUUAGUCAUCAGUACAACUAGUGGCCAACCAGUUCCUAAAGUCCAGAUGCAGUGUAACAGUCCAAUCUGACAUUGGGUUUGGUUCAUCUGGAUUUAAGCCAUUCUUGUAAGACGUAGACUGAAAAACUUGUACCUUUGACUUGUGCUCUUUUUUGAAACAACAAAAGCUGAUUGAAAACUGAAGUAAUUUAUUCUUUUGUGAUUCAAUUUCUUUUUAUUGAAACUGAACUUUCCAGUCAAUUGAAUUUUAAUUCAUUUUUUUAAAUCAUUUGUUUGGUGAAGUUUUAAAGUUAAUAUUGUUUUUUAGUGGUGUCGUAGGUAUUUUUUUCUUCAGUCAAUUAGUUGAGUUGGAGCUGUGGUUUUAAAGUGCCAAAGAUCUAUUGUUUAUGUUUAUUGAAGUCGUUUAUUUUUUAAUUUUGUGUUUAAGGUUUUGGAUUUUAAUGAAGUUUUAAGAAAACCUAGAUUUAUUUUUCUCCUGUUCAGAGUUUGAAGCAUUUGAUUGAACGUGUGUCUUCAGUUGGAAACAAGCUCAGGAUUUGUUGGUCUAAACUAUCAUUGUCUCUUUCUCUCUCUCUCCAUGAAACAGCAUUGAUCAGAUUAAGGACCAUGUGUAGACCUGGCACUGACACAAGCAAUGCCUAAAAGACAUGAUUUAUUUUCUGUACAUGAGCAUCUGUAACAGAUUCAAAUUUCUGUUCGAAAGUGUUUUAAUGAGUUACUUUGCAUUAGUGGUGAGAGUUUUUAGAGACUGUCUUCUCUUAGCUUGCGUCUGCUUACGUAGCAGUCAGAAGUUCAUAUGAAAAUAUUUGUUUUUCCUAUUAUUUGAAUAUACUACGAGAAUUCUCAGCUCAAAACUUUAACAAAAUUUUUAUUUUAUGUUGUUUUUAUUUUUUUUGCUCUAUACACAUGUAUUUCUACACCUACUAGACAUUGCUCUCAUAUAAUAGUGCUUUACAUGUUUGAAUCUCAAUCAACAGUAGUAAAAAUAAACCAAUUAUUUGUAGCAGAACUCUAAUGAAUCUACAUAUUCUCUUUUUAGUUACCAUUUUGUUUCUUUAUUCCAAGCGCCUGUGUGUUUAAGGAUUAUUAUUUUUUUUCUUCUUUGCAUUUACUGUUGAGAUAGCGUGUAUAUUUAUUUGUUUAGUUGUAGUCAUUUCAAGGCUAAGUCAUUUCUUAUGGCAGCUAUUUGGUAGUGCACUUGAGUGAUCUAUAUAGUACCAUCCCUCACGUCUGGUGAUACUAUACAUGAAGUCCUGAGUAUUUUAGAACCAAGGUUUUGAUGUUUUGUCAAUGUUUAAAAUAAAACGUUCUUAUUCUAAGCACAGAAACUUUUCUAGAUUGGGGGGGGG